AUGCUCGCGAGACUGAUAUCCCGCGGGUUCUCCACGGUCACCCCAGCAGCAAGACAGCUGCAGACAAGGAUAGUCCCCAAACUGACCACUUUCUACUCGGCAAACCCACUACACGAACAGGCCGUGAACGAACUGGAACAGUUGCUCCGCAAGUACAUCAAGUUACCGACGCUCCGCGAGACAAGCACAGCGGCGGCCCUUAACAGGGGGAGACUCCCCUGGAUCUCGCUCGACGAGUACGCACUCCGCUGCGGUGGCAGGUCCAGACUCAAACCCACGCAGUACCAGCAACUCGUCUGGUUGCUCAACAGACUCCACGGACUGGAUCCACAACUGAUCAACGACGAGAUCAAAUUACACUUGGCCAAGUACUCGAAACGGUCCGGGGACUUGCAACAGCACCGUGCCCGCAUUCCGUCCCUGGACUCCCAGGGAAGGAGCGUCGCGGUCGGACGCAGGAAGGCAGCCAGCGCAAAGGCGUACGUCGUCCGCGGGACAGGCGACGUGCUCGUCAACGACAGACCACUCAACGACUACUUCCUCCAGAUGCGCGACAGAGAGUCCGUCAUGUACCCGUUCCAGGUGAUCGACGCAGUAGGGGACUACAACGUAUACGCGCUCACGUCCGGCGGCGGGCCCACGGGCCAGGCAGAGGCGGUCAUGCUCGCCAUCGGGAAGGCCCUCAUCGCGUUCAACCCGCUGCUCAAAUCAAGACUACACAAGUCCGGCGUCCUCACGACAGACUACAGGCGCGUCGAGAGGAAGAAACCGGGCAAAUUGAAGGCGAGAAAGAUGCCCACUUGGGUCAAGAGAUGA
Messenger RNA from Huiozyma naganishii CBS 8797, 816 nucleotides. RefSeq names its product mitochondrial 37S ribosomal protein uS9m (gene MRPS9). Gene Ontology annotation, biological process: translation. Lineage: Eukaryota; Fungi; Ascomycota; Saccharomycetes; Saccharomycetales; Saccharomycetaceae. The record is from RefSeq and is a predicted model, not a curated record. The transcript has a single exon. Gene Ontology annotation, molecular function: RNA binding; structural constituent of ribosome. Bases 1 to 816 code for a protein of 271 amino acids. Gene Ontology annotation, cellular component: mitochondrial small ribosomal subunit; ribosome.